GCGAUUGAAAAUUACAUCUUUGAUUCCGGAACAAACGCGGAAAAGAAGAGGCGAAAUUGUUUUACUAACAAUGAAUUCAUCUUUUAAGUCUGACAGACAACACGGUAGUAUCCGCCCAUCAUUCAGCCUCGACAAACGUGCCUUCUUCGGCACCUUCGACCGAAAUGAACGGAACCGUGCACUACGCCAUGGUCGCCUUGUGGGAGAAAUCCGGCUGCAAGAUUAUCGCAGAUUAUUCCGUAGAUCCAAAUCCGAUCUAUCGUACUAUCGCUCUCUGUACUGUUGAUAGCCUAAGAAUCGUCGAAGACGACAAGAUCAGCAUCGACAGCAGUAGGUACACAGUACACGUGUUGAUUGGACAACUUCACUAUGUCUGUUUGACAUCGAAAGUGGACUGUCCUUCAUUAGCGAUAUGGGUGGAAUCGUGCUCUCAAAUAUUUCUGCAGAGGCUGCGGAGUAUCUAUAAAGAAUUACCAUUGGCGGAUCUGUCAAAAAACCUCUCCAAUCUCGCAGAAGAUGACCUCUCGAAACCGUUAAAGAAAAUAAUGGAAGAGUACAAUCAGGGUAUCGGUUGUAAAAAUCUGACCUCAAAACUAGAGGAAGAACUGGUUGAAAUACGACAAAUAUUGAUGAAUGGGGUUCAAAAGUUAAUUGAUAGGGGCGAAAGAUUGGAUGAACUCAUCAGAAAAACGCAGAAUCUCGAAAUUUCAUCGCGGGACUUCCACGUAGUGACAAGGACUCGACUAAAGAAAAACAGUAGCCUGAAAAUAGCAGUUGUAACAUCAGCCUUUAUGUUAGUGGCAGUGUCAUUCUUUAUAGCUUUGAUAUAUUGGUUUGAACUUUAUUGUAAUUCUUAUUCACAAGGCACAUUAAUGACUACUCGAACUAAAUAGAAAACUAAACUUUAAAUUACAUUAAGUGAGUAAUAAUUUAAAAAUAUAUUAUUAUGUUAGGAAAUAAUUAUCAACUACUGUUUUUUAUGCAUGUUUCAAUUAUUAUUAUCUUUAAAACUAGACUUAAAGAAUGUAAACAAUAAUAUGAAUAAAUAAGUGUAAAUAAAUAAAUAAUAAAUAA
Messenger RNA from Monomorium pharaonis (pharaoh ant), 1074 nucleotides. RefSeq names its product vesicle-associated membrane protein 711. The transcript is spliced from 5 exons. The record is from RefSeq and is a predicted model, not a curated record. Bases 165 to 893 code for a protein of 242 amino acids. Gene Ontology annotation, cellular component: membrane. Gene Ontology annotation, biological process: vesicle-mediated transport. NCBI's taxonomy places the organism in Eukaryota, Metazoa, Arthropoda, Insecta, Hymenoptera, Formicidae.